AUGUCAACCAUGAAGGCCAUUGUCAUUGAAAAGUUUGGCGAACCAGACGUGCUCACCGUCAAAGAUGUGCCCAAACCGGAACCCAAGCCUGGCUUCGUUCUGAUUCAAGUCAAAGCUUUUGGAGUCAACCAUGCCGAAAUGCACAUGCGGAAGGGUGAAUGGGCCGAAUCGAUGCCCAUCAGUGGCAUUGAAUGCGUUGGGGUUGUCGAAGCUUGUCUCGGCAACGAGUUUACACCAGGAACAAAGGUGGCUGCCUUGAUGGGCGGAUUGGGUCGAGCCAUCAACGGGAGUUAUGCUCAGUAUACUCUAGCACCGGUCAACAAUGUCACCAAGAUUGAUGUCGACUUGCCGUGGGAGACCCUCGCAGCAAUCCCCGAGUCUUUUGCGACCGCCUGGACCUGUCUGUUCCGCAACUUGGAGUUGAAACUGGGUCAGACGCUGCUCAUCCGAGGUGCUACGUCGGCACUGGGCCAGGCAGCGCUGAAAUUGGCCGUCAAUGCUGGCGCCAAAGUUUCCGCAACCAGUCGCAACGAGAGUCGAUUUCCAAUGCUCAAAGCCAUGGGAGCCGCCGAAGUCAUCUUGGAACAACAAGACCUUGCCCAGCGCCUACACCAGGCUAACCAUCCCAAAUUUGACACCGUCCUCAACCUCGUCGGGAACAGCGUGCUCCUUGAGACUUUGACCGUCAUCAGACGUGGCGGAAGGAUGUGUCUUGCAGGCUUUCUAGGAGGAUUGGCACCAGUCGCCGACUUCAAUCCACUGGCCCAGAUGGCGAGCGGAGUCCAUUUCAGCUUCUUCGGUAGUUUUGUGUUCGGGACACCGGAGUUCCCGGUCUCUGACGUUCCACUGGAAGAUGUCGUCAGAGAUGUCGCGGAAGGGAGGCUCAGUGUCAAGCCAGCCAGGGUGUUUGCAUUUGAGGAGAUCAGAGAGGCUCAUCACUUGAUGGAGAAGAGUCAGGCAGGCGGGAAGAUGGUGGUGGUUGUUUGA
Molecule: messenger RNA, 987 nt
Organism: Capronia epimyces CBS 606.96
Lineage: Eukaryota; Fungi; Ascomycota; Eurotiomycetes; Chaetothyriales; Herpotrichiellaceae
Exons: 1
Coding region: 1-987 (328 amino acids)
Molecular function (GO): oxidoreductase activity
Source: RefSeq, a predicted model, not a curated record